Messenger RNA from Larimichthys crocea (large yellow croaker), 2401 nucleotides. RefSeq names its product TNFAIP3 interacting protein 2 (gene tnip2). Gene Ontology annotation, biological process: positive regulation of canonical NF-kappaB signal transduction; toll-like receptor 3 signaling pathway; regulation of transcription by RNA polymerase II. The coding region runs from base 204 to 1565 and encodes 453 amino acids. Gene Ontology annotation, molecular function: K63-linked polyubiquitin modification-dependent protein binding. NCBI's taxonomy places the organism in Eukaryota, Metazoa, Chordata, Actinopteri, Sciaenidae. The transcript is spliced from 6 exons. The record is from RefSeq and is a predicted model, not a curated record.
AAAAAGUCCGCGGGGAAGUUCCCUAGGAAAUCCCCCGUCUGUUCGGGGGAUAUUAUUCUUGAUGAGCCAAAGCUCCGACACAAUUGACCUCCUCUGUACAUUUCACAGAGACACACGGACAGGAGCAGAGGCGUCAAAUGCUGGAUUAUUAAAAAAAAAAAAAUCCUUGUGUUUAAUCUACAGACAGAAAAAAAACAACAACAAUGGAUAACGUCAGCUUAAACACGGAUAACGACGCGCUCAAAGACAAAAUCCGGAGUUACAGCACGUUGAAUUCAAUGUAUCAUGAGACGCGACAGGAAAUCGACCUUUUGAACAAACAGAUUUAUGUCAAGGACAAUAUCAUUGCUGAUUUAAAAGCGAGGCUGGGGAGAUAUGAGAGGAUCUACAUGACGGUGGGAGAUAACGAGUCUGUGGUCAUCGGGCCGUCCAAGUCUUUGCUGGAGAGCUUGUGUAAAGAAAUAUGCAAGCUGAAACAGAAGAGGAAUGACAUGGAGUUUAAUGCAUCUCGACAAACAGAGGAGAUCCAGAGGCUGAACGUGCAGCUCAGAGAGAAGGAACUGGAGCUGGAGAACGUCAGGUGUCAGCCAGACCACGAGAAGGACCAGGAGAUCCAGAGGCUGAGGUCCGCCCUGGAGGAGAGGGAGCGUUCUGAGGCCACCAGAGCCGUACUGUGCACGUCCCUGGCGGAGGAGGCUGACCAGCUGCGCAGCCAGCUUGGUGCAACGGUGAAGGUGUGCCAGGAGCUGCUGGCCAGGAUGGAGAAAGAGAAGAAGGGGGGAGAAGAAGUGGAGGUCGCGGCUCAGCUGCAAAACUCUAAGGAGAUAUCAGAGUCCUCUGAUAUGAACACCCAAAUCCGUCAACUUCAGGAGGAGAAUCAACAGUUAAAGCAGCGAGUGACAUAUGUACAAGGUCUGAACUCUCAGUGGCAAAAGUAUGACUCUAGCAGGGAGGACUAUAUCAGAGGUUUAUGUCAGAGGCUGAAGGAGACCUCUGGGCAGGGCUUGAUGCCAGGACUGGGCUCUGUAAGCACUGGGUUGCUUCAUCAUGAAAUUUCCAGGCUCAAUGGCUUACUUGAGGAAAAAAUAAGCGAGUGUGAACGGCUGGAUAGAGAAGUGGACAAAGUAAGGAGGCGAGACCAGGAGCGAAUCCAGACUCUGGAGCAGCAGGUACUCAUCUACACAGAGGAUUUUAAGUCCGAGCGUGCCGACAGAGAGCGAGCACAAGGCCAGAUCGAAGACCUAAAAGAGCAGGUUUAUCAGUUAAAACGGCAGCUACACAAACAGGGAGCAAGCAGAGAGAGCAGAGAAGUGGUUCCCAUGUGUCGCGUUCACAUAGGACACAGGAUCUCCUCAAGGCGACAUAAGGACUCAUCAGAGCCUCUAUUGAGGAACAAUGCUGAGAUGCAGCAACAGCCUGCAGCUGCAGCAGCCACGACAUCGGCUCCUGCCUGGAACGACCGCCCAGGGAUGUCAGAGCUACAGUGCCCGAGGUGCCUCGCUACGUUCAACGACGUAGACAUCGCAGAGUACCUGAACCAUUGUGAGGAGUGUGCCAAACUAUAAAUGGAACAACACUCAUUUGGAAAAGACAGUAAUCUCUCGCUGACAGUAACUGAACACUGAAGAGCAGCACUACACGGCAGAAAAACAACCUGAGUGGAGUUUCCAAUACGGAGAGACUUUGACAACAAAUGAAACGACUGACUUAAGAUGUUUGGACAUAGUGAAGCAACUCAAAGUUCCCCUGUUGCAAGAGAAAUGAGUUCAUCAGCCUUUUGUACAUCUAUAGUUAAAAAAAAAAAAAAAAAAAAUCCAGUGUCUGGUUUUUAGUGUACUCCUGUGGCAUCGCAGGAGGUUAUUGUGGUGGGGAAGUGGAUGUCAAUGCAAUAUAUCUAAUAUCAUAUACCUCAAUGUGUCAAAUUACAAACCUAUUGCACUUUCUUGCCAAAAAUUAAUCGUAGGAACGUACGAUUAAGAGAUUCAUGACGCAUAAGCUUCUUUUUUUUUUUUGGAUCUAGACAUCUAGUUGACAAUGUGGUGCUAUUAACUGUCUAUUUUUUUGAUUGAACUUUACAUAUUUCUAUAAUGUAAAUUAUAUAUUCUUAACAGAUUUAAAAUAUAACUAUUUUAAUAUUUAUUCUCUUUGCAUAAGUAAUUGGAAAAGGCAAUAUUUUAUUGCGUUUUUUCCAUUAAAGCCAUGAAUUUUUUUUUUUUUCCUAAACAUUUUGGGAUCAAAUGUUAAAUACAUUGCAACUGGAAAAAUGUUUGAGAUCCACUUUUUUUUUUUGUAUUUAAAGAUUGCAUCCCAACUGACAAUAUGCUUAUUUUUUUUGGAGAUGUGGUGCUGUUUUUCUUGAGCUGGCACAUUAUUUUUGUAAUAAAAAGACUCUUUACCCACA